This is a messenger RNA of Lolium perenne, 2868 nucleotides long. NCBI's taxonomy places the organism in Eukaryota, Viridiplantae, Streptophyta, Magnoliopsida, Poales, Poaceae. The record is from RefSeq and is a predicted model, not a curated record.
UAGGUGUUGCCAAUCUAUUAUUUGUCAAAAAGAUAUUAAUGACAAGAUCCCAAGGAGCCAAGCAGGCCUCUACACGAAUCAAUUUCCUAGAGACUAGAGAGCACCCAGAGAGGCAGAGAGAGUGCAGAGCAAGCCAAGAAAAACUGCAGCCUUCCUUCCUCACCUAGCUCCUCCAAGCUGAGAGUACAGAGCAAGCCAAGCAGGCCUCUACACGCUGACCCGCAUCAUAUAGUAGCCGUUGCCGUGGGAACGGGGAACUCCGUAGCCAAGAAAAACUGCAGCCUUUCCUCACCUAGUUCCUCCUCCAAGCUGUACACUGCCUCUUUGGAACAGAAAUAACAGGCACGGCCGCACGGGCUAGGGCUCGGAGGCUCCGGUGUCGGACCUCGCCCUCUGCCGCACCGUGCUCCGACGUCCAAGAUCCAAUCUCGCCCCAUCCCUCCACCCCGCCAUUCUCCACCUCGGCGGCCUACGCGCCUAGCACCGUACCCGUCGACGGUGCUGAGGAAGAGAAACUCCAGUCUUCAGGUGCAGCAGUCUCACACUGGAGACUGGAGAGUGAAGUGGGGAACUAACAAUGGCGCUCCGAUCCGACGGUGACGCUACCACGAAGAGGCUGCGUCUGCCGGUGGACGACGAGCCCAAUCAACACAAUGCUGCGCCAGCGGCUGCUGCUGCUGCACCGGACCACCUUUCGGCGCUGCCAGAGGUGCUGCAGCUGCGCAUCCUGUCCUUCCUCCCGCUCAAAUCCGCCAUUGUCACCUCGUCCCUCUCCAGCUCUUGGCGCCACCGCUGGAAGGGCCGGUGGCAGGACGACGGGAACCCCUCCUGGCUCUACCACCACCUCCGCCCCUACUCCUCCCCCUCCUCUAAGAAGCUCCUCGACUCCCUCGAGCUUCGCCGAUCCCAGGGGCGGGGGCGCCUCGACCGCUACACCCUCGUCGUCGACACCCCAGCCAUGACCGCCCGCCGGUUCAGCCGCUACCUCGAGUCCGCCGCCGGCUGUGGCGUUGAGGACCUCCGCGUCGAGCUGCGGAGCCCGCCCUCCCCGGCCACGCUCCGCUUCCCCUUCUCGGCAGCGCCGGCCAGCCCCGCCCUCGCGUGCCUCACGCUCCACGGCAUCGAGGUCUCCGGCCUCAACUCCCGGGCCGCGCGGCCCUGCUCUGCUCUAGAGGUCGUCCGGCUCCACUCCGUCCGCAUCAACGAUGGGGGUUUGGCAAGGAUGCUGGCACUGUGCCCCCGCCUCCGCGUCCUCGGUCUGCACUCCUGCGACGACCUCCGCCGAAUCACUGUGACGGCGGCGUUGGGGAUGAGGAUGAACCUGAGGAGCGUCACUAUCGCAGGGUGCAGCAGGGUCGUCGAGGUGGACGUCGCUGCGGUUUCUAGCCUCCAAUCGUUUCGCUACAGCGGCGGUUUCCUCUCGUCCUUCUAUCUUCCCGGCGGCGCAUGCUUAACUGACCUCUGCAUCCGGUUUGGCGUCCAAAGAAGCGGCAAUGUCCUCAUCUGCAAAAAGGUGUUCAGUGAAUGGCCAUGUAUGCUCCAAACUCACCACGCUCACUAUCUGCAGCAAUGUCCUCUUUGUCGUGUCUUCCUUGCCUAUUGCAAUUCUGCACGCCGAAUCAGUCAAGAUGGAUGACUUUUUUAAGAACAUGACAGAACUACAGCUGCUCAUGUUAGAAAUGAGGGCCCCUGACCUUGCGAACAUCUACAUGUUCCUCAAGAACAGCCAAUGUUGUAACCUCGAGAGGCUUUUUGUGCAGCUCCCUAGUAUCCCCAGUGAGCUCUUGGUGGAUCCGUUUGACUAUGUGUUGGUAGAGCCGACAGAGAAUGGUUUAGAAAACCUUAAGGUGGUAAAGAUUGUGAACUUCAACUGGAACCACAUUGAGCUGCAGCUAGUGUGUUUCUUGUUGAGGAAGGCUACCUCUCUCGAUAAAAUGAUACUGGUUACUCCCACUUUGGUUCCAUCCAAUGCACCCGGCAUUCAGAAGGCAGACCUUUUAUUUCUUGCAGAAGCUGGUGCAAAUGGAAAAGUAAUUCUCAGGGAGUCCGAUGAUGCUGUGGCGCAACCUUUUCACUCAGAUGUCUUUGCCGACUUUUAGUUGCUGGCCACAAGGCUCCAUAAAUAUCCAUUGGGAACAACUUUUGUCUAGGGAUAUCAGAAUAUUGUUUUUAAGGUGAACCAUUUUGCAUGAAAAGUGGCUAGGGAAUCUCUAUUCCUUUUGUGCUAGGCCGCCACAAGCUUCCCAUCUCCUUCUCCAGCAGGAAGAAGGGGGUCCUGCCCUCCCAUUCGCUGUCGUCCUCAACCAUGACGCCGAUGUCCAGCGUCCGUCCUCGAGCCGCCACAUCUAUCCAUGGUCCGCCAGAUACCUCCAUCCUUGGUCCAUCUUGUGAGCCGCGUUGGAAGGCUGCAAUUCGAUGAAACUUGUUCCUAGGACCUGCUCGGCGGAAGAGAAGUAGAACUGGCGCUUAUUUUGAUCUGAAGCUUGAAGAACGCAAUCAUAGAGAUAUCAUGAGAGUCAUGGUGUCUGCUGGUAUUGCAAAUGACAAAGGCAUAUGUUUCUGGUAGCAAGGUGGGCAGGUUGGGGAGUACGAGAGGGAGGAGAGAAGAUCUCUAACAUCGGUGCCUGAGCUGCUCUACACCUACACCUGCAUCAUUGGUUGUGGCCACGACGGAUGCUACAUGGCCAACAAGUUCUUCUGUUUAUCAGUAUCCAUGUAAUUUAUUUAACUUGCAUUUAUCGUGUCUUCCUUUGGUCGAUUAUGUAGAUGCUAAAUGGUUCUGAAAGAUCUGCAAGUCUAUCGUUGGUUGACUAUAUAUAUAUUUUUGCUUAGUACUUUUCGGACUGGCUCCAAAUCAUCUAGAAACAA